AUGAAAUCUCUACUUGUUCUCCUGUUUCUCGGAGCGGCAGUCGCCACCCUGGCUGAAGAGCCUUUUGAGGAUGAGGCAGUCGCGGAGUUGUUAGAUGAAGAGGAUAAUGAAACCAUUGCCGAGCUUGCUGAUGAGAAGAAUGACCCCCGUCGUCGUCCCCGUCCAAGUGGCCCUCCGAGGGCAGUAAGAUCUUCAACCUUGUCACCAAUCCUAAACAAACUACUGGGAUUUGCACCAUCAGCUUAAAGUAGCAAACUUAAUUUGUUUAAGACUCCCUUUCACGUCCUUAUAAAAUAGGUGCUGAGGGGAACUUCGGAAGAAUCGCGCUCCCUCAACCCGGAAAUUGCGUAUUUUAUCUGGUUAACAUGUUAGAUCGAUAACUCUGUCAAAAAAAUAGCCAUACCCUUUUUUCUGGUGAUUGGCAUCACGGUGAUAAAGAAUGGUAUCAUUAAUAAAAUCUUAGCAAACGGUGUUUUAAUAUAAACGGUAACGUAUCAUUGAGCCAUUAUUAUAAAACUCACAUAGUUUAAUUCUUUUCUCUUAAAAAGUGCAAACUGUAUUUUGAGAAAUGCUUAAAGAAGCCAACUGGUCCUCGUCCCACACGUCCCAUCAAGGUAAGAUCUUCCUUGUCGUUAUUUUGAACCCUCAGACUUUGAUGUCGAGACGUAGUUUUACAGCAAAAGUGUGUAGUCAACUUACAUUGUUUUUAUACGACUUGAUGCAAUACAUGCACCAGCUGAGCUAGCUCUUUAGUUAUUUUUUUCAGCCGGGGUAGGUUGUUAUACGUUUGAAAGAGUGAUUACCCUUUUGUCAAUAAAGUAAUCAUAGCUCAGUUUUUUCAUAUUCACUGA
Molecule: messenger RNA, 851 nt
Organism: Porites lobata
Lineage: Eukaryota; Metazoa; Cnidaria; Anthozoa; Scleractinia; Poritidae
Source: the annotation of a GenBank genome assembly